Messenger RNA from Mesocricetus auratus (golden hamster), 1674 nucleotides. It is a transcript of the gene Nono, whose product is annotated as non-POU domain containing octamer binding. Gene Ontology annotation, biological process: regulation of DNA-templated transcription. The coding region runs from base 221 to 1645 and encodes 474 amino acids. Gene Ontology annotation, molecular function: RNA binding. The transcript has 12 exons. NCBI's taxonomy places the organism in Eukaryota, Metazoa, Chordata, Mammalia, Rodentia, Cricetidae. Gene Ontology annotation, cellular component: nucleus. The record is from RefSeq and is a predicted model, not a curated record.
GUUCAUGUAGCCAAUCGGGAAUCCAACAUUGACCCCCUCGGGAGGCACCGAGCUCCGUCGGCUCGUUUCCGGCGGUCGCGCGCUCUUUUCUCGGGACGGUGGAGGCCGUGCAGCGUCGCCGUUAGUCUGAGCAAAGAACUGUGGGCAGAGGAAGUCGAGGUUAGCGAGGACUGGGAGACAGACACUGUGCUGUGCUCAAAUCCAAGUCAAGGGUGUAAACAUGCAGAGCAAUAAAACCUUUAAUUUGGAGAAGCAGAACCACACUCCAAGGAAGCAUCAUCAGCAUCACCAUCAGCAGCACCAUCAGCAGCAGCAGCAGCAGCAGCAGCAGCAGCAGCCACCCCCACCAGUACCUGCAAAUGGACAGCAGGCCAGCAGCCAGAAUGAAGGUUUAACUAUUGAUCUGAAGAACUUUAGGAAACCAGGAGAGAAGACCUUCACCCAAAGAAGCCGUCUCUUUGUGGGCAAUCUUCCACCUGACAUCACUGAGGAGGAAAUGAGGAAACUUUUUGAGAAAUAUGGGAAAGCAGGCGAAGUUUUCAUUCAUAAGGAUAAAGGUUUUGGCUUUAUUCGCUUGGAAACACGAACCCUGGCAGAAAUUGCCAAAGUGGAAUUGGAUAAUAUGCCACUCCGUGGAAAGCAGCUGCGCGUGCGCUUUGCCUGUCAUAGUGCAUCCCUUACAGUCCGCAACCUUCCUCAGUACGUGUCCAACGAACUGCUGGAAGAAGCCUUUUCUGUCUUUGGGCAGGUAGAGAGGGCUGUGGUCAUUGUGGAUGACCGAGGAAGGCCCUCAGGGAAAGGCAUUGUUGAGUUCUCAGGGAAGCCAGCUGCUCGAAAAGCCCUGGACAGAUGCAGUGAAGGCUCCUUCUUGCUAACCACAUUUCCUCGGCCUGUGACUGUGGAGCCUAUGGACCAGUUAGAUGAUGAAGAGGGACUUCCAGAGAAGCUGGUUAUAAAAAACCAGCAAUUUCACAAGGAGCGAGAACAGCCACCCAGAUUUGCACAGCCUGGGUCCUUUGAAUAUGAGUAUGCCAUGCGCUGGAAGGCACUCAUUGAGAUGGAGAAACAACAGCAGGAUCAAGUGGACCGCAACAUCAAGGAGGCUCGUGAGAAACUGGAGAUGGAGAUGGAGGCAGCACGCCAUGAGCACCAGGUUAUGCUAAUGAGGCAGGAUUUGAUGAGGCGUCAAGAAGAGCUUCGGAGAAUGGAGGAACUGCAUAACCAAGAGGUUCAGAAACGAAAGCAACUAGAGCUCAGGCAGGAAGAGGAGCGCAGGCGCCGUGAGGAAGAAAUGAGGCGACAACAAGAAGAAAUGAUGCGGCGACAGCAAGAAGGAUUCAAGGGAACCUUCCCUGAUGCGAGAGAACAAGAGAUACGGAUGGGCCAAAUGGCUAUGGGAGGUGCUAUGGGCAUAAACAAUAGAGGCGCCAUGCCUCCUGCUCCUGUGCCAACUGGUACCCCAGCUCCUCCAGGACCUGCCACUAUGAUGCCAGAUGGAACUUUGGGAUUGACCCCGCCAACAACUGAACGUUUUGGCCAAGCUGCUACAAUGGAAGGAAUUGGAGCAAUUGGUGGAACUCCUCCUGCAUUCAACCGUCCAGCUCCUGGAGCUGAAUUCGCUCCAAAUAAACGCCGCCGAUACUAAAUAAAGUUGCAGUGUUUAGUUUCCCGCAA